Xylaria bambusicola is the source of this 2159-nucleotide messenger RNA. RefSeq lists its product as uncharacterized. The coding region runs from base 1 to 1980 and encodes 659 amino acids. The record is from RefSeq and is a predicted model, not a curated record. Gene Ontology annotation, molecular function: protein binding. NCBI's taxonomy places the organism in Eukaryota, Fungi, Ascomycota, Sordariomycetes, Xylariales, Xylariaceae. The transcript has a single exon.
AUGGCUCGGAACCCUGGAAAUUCUACAACUCCUCCCCGCGCUGGCGUAGGGCCCCGCCGGAUCGACUCGGCUGUUAGUUCGGAGUCUGGUGGUUUGAGCACAGGAGACACCCUUAUCUGGAACGAUAUAGAUUUCUCAGGGGUCAUUCCUAGCGCCUUUGCUUCACUUGCCAUAGGUACAAGCCCUUCAGCCGGUAGAAGCAUGACAAACCUCCAGUCUAUGCCAACAGAGGUGCUUAUUGAAAUAGCCAAAGCAAUGAGUCCAGCCGAUCGAGUUUCUGCCGCAUUUGCCUACCCGGAUCUAUUCAUCAACUCUAACAGAUAUCACGUGUUCUACGAUGAUGCCAUUGCCCAACUAGCGAUUCCUACCUACAUAUUAUCGGGCCCUGAACAUAACCGCCAGCCUCUACUCCUAGAAGCAAUCAGCCAUGGUUACAGCGUUGAGCAGAUCGGUUUUCUUCUCGAUCUUUACGAAGAGGUAUGUGUAGCCAGUAACGUUGACCGUCAUACUUUCUUGAACUCUUCUUUUCCGGAUAACAGACCAGAAGGUUACCAGCCGCCCAGUCCACCCCCUAAUCCCGAGAAUCCCGAGUCUAAUACGCCCGUACCCGUUAUGGUGAGAAAUUUGUUUUCGCCACUUCAUGUUGCCAUAGCUAGCCAGCGUCUUGACAUCGUCCGAUACUUAAUGCAGCGAGGAGCAGAUCUUGAACACAUUGUUACACGCCCGACCCUCGUCGCACUUACCCCCUUGCAGUAUGCUCUUAAUCAUCUAUCGCCAACGCAAGCGUUUUUCGCCGCGCUCUCCCAAAGUCAGCGGGACAUACUGAUGGAAAUAGCUUCUGAGAUAUUGAAUCAUUCUCCUAAUCUCUCAGCCUACACAACUAGUUUAGUAGAGCUAAGUCGAGAGAUGUUCCUGGCUAUGAGAGCAGGGGCAGAGUCUAUAGUACUGACUCUUUUGGAGAGAGCAGCGCCACCGAUAGAUCUACCACUUGAUGCUACACAGAGACUUCAAACCGUGAGAAACCGCGCGCUACAAUGCCUAGCAAGAAGCCAGCGUCCAAUGCCCCGAGCGCUUCUUCACGUUCUGAACGAGGGUGCCGUUUGGGAUCAUCGCCAUGGAAGCGCGACCGGCGCCGCAAUAGAAGCAAAUAACGUACAACACGCUGUGAUCAGCCUACGGUGGGAAAUUGUAAACAACAGCAGCACCUUGGCCCAUAGCAUUCAGAGAAUUUGCCGUGCCACUUCAGGUGCUAACAUAGCUAUCGUGCAAGCGUUAGUCCAGGUGUUAGUCGAGUAUAACCAAGAAGAGGCACAGCUUAGGGUGUUACUGAGCGCAAUGAACAACGUAGCGAGGAAUGAGGUGCUUGCGGACGGUCAGUCGAUGAGAGACAUGGUGCUGAGAACCAUACCCCUAAAUGAUACAGCCCUGCGGUUUGCUAUUUGCUUCAGAGAUAGGUCAACUACGGCACACAUGGUUCGCAUGUUCGUUGAGCGCGGCCGGUCGAUUGAUGAUAGACUUCCCAGAGAUAGCCUCCUUGCUCCACCAGCUUGUCCUGGUCAUUGGUUCGAAACACCGCUGACGUACGCCCUCGCGCUGAACAACUACUGCGCAGCAUCUCAGCUCCUCUCUUUUGGUGCAAGCCCAAGCAGGGUGCCAGCCAACAUCCGGCACAGGGUAAGAACUGUCCGCCAUAGAAUCAACUCUGGAAUGAUUUCUCACAUCGAGGAUUUCUUGUUUCAAAUCAUGGACACGCUAAUAGACGGGUCGCGACCUACGAUAGAGGAAGCUCGCGAGGCUCUAGGGUACGUUUUUGCGAAAAUGCUCGACGACCCAGAGCACCCUUUACCGCAUUAUAACCGUACCCUACUCUAUCCAGAGCGAGAGGCUGAUCACCCCUACAAUGACUCGGAUAGUGAAGACUAUCCUCAUAGAGCGCGCUGUAUAUCUAGCGUCAGGUUCGGGACCGCCCCUUGGCGAUAAAUAUGGGAUUUUGAGUCAAAGUUUGCGCGCUUUCUGCAGUAAGGGCGAGUAGUUGCUUUCGAGUUGGUCGUAGAGUCGCUCGAAAGGUAUGCCGCUACGGAUAUACCGCUCUUCCAGACACAACUAUAUCUUAGUAGUGACUGACUGUUAAGCAAACUAGAUUAUUUCAUAUAAAGCAC